AUGAUCACGCCGGCAGACCCUGGGGAGGCGCAAGGAGGAGCUGCGAGCUUCACUGCAGCUCUCCAGCAGCUCACAGGCCUAGUGGCAGGGCUCCAGGGCGAGCUUCGGCAGGUACAGGCUCAGCUCGGGGAGCGUGAGCUGGAAGAGACUGUACUUGUUGUGGCCGCGGCUGUACUUGGUGCUGCUGAUGCUGGAGUGACCCAGGCAGCACCAGCUGCGCAAGCACCUGAGGCGGGGCUUGGCGCAAGCACUGGGACGGGAGUCCUGAUUUACCCGCCCACCUACCACCUGACCGGGGGAUGCCCUUCCACAUCGAGACCGAACCGGGGGCUACCCCGGUCAACCGCCACAUCUACCGCCUGUCCCCCUCUGAGCUCAAAGAACUCCGCCGUACUCUGGACGACCUUCAAGAUUGCUGAGGGCUUCAUCCGGCCCAGCAAUUCACCGUGGGGGGCACAUGUUCUCUUCGCCCCGAAAAAGGACGGGGGCCUCCGGUUUUGCAUUGACUACCGGGGUCUGAACAAGCAGACGGUGAAGAAUGCUCACCCCUUACCCCGGGCAGACGAUCUUAUCGAUCAGCUGCACGGGGCGCGAAUCUUUUAUAAGAUUGAUUUGCGCUCCGGUUAUUGGCAGCUUCCCAUCGAUCCUGCUGACGUCGCUAAAACUGCGUUUUGCACGCGGUACAAUCACUUUGAGUGGUUGGUCUUGCUAUUUGGUCGGACGAAUGCCCCAGCCGCGUUCACGGAUCUCAUGCACGGCAUCUUCCGUGAUCUGCUCGACCGGGGUGUGGUCAUUUUCUUGGAUAACAUUCUCAUUUACUGCAAGACUGCAGAUGAGCACGAGCGCCUCCUUCGGGAGGUAUUCACACGCCUGCGCAACCACAAGUUGUACGCCAAGGAGUCCAAGUGUGAAUUGUGGCGUACCGAGGUGACCUUCCUCAGUCACGUCAUCAACGAGCAUGGGGUGUCCAUGGAGGCAUGCAAGGUGGACGCCAUAAGCCAGUGGCCACGGCCAAACGACCCUGGCGAUAUCCGCUCGUUCCUCGGCCUUGCAGGAUUUUAUCGCCGAUUUGUCCGCAGCAGGUUUUUGCAGAUUGCCGCACCCCUCAACGACUUGCUAACCAAAACGGCAAAAUUCGAGUGGACGGACGCACAGGAACAUGCGUUCCAAUCCCUCAACAUUGCCCUAACCCACGCACCCAUCCUCCGCCCGUACGACCCUAACCUCCCCUAUACACUUGAUCUUGACGCCUCAGACUUUGCAGUUGGUGCAGUGCUGCUCCAGGGAACCGCUACAGAUCGCGAUCUUCUACCGGUCGCGUUCGAGUCCAAGCGACUCAACCGCGCUGAGCGGAAAUACUCUGCUCGCGACUGGGAGCAGCUUGCACUCGUGCAUGCCACGCACUAA
Klebsormidium nitens is the source of this 1407-nucleotide messenger RNA. Lineage: Eukaryota; Viridiplantae; Streptophyta; Klebsormidiophyceae; Klebsormidiales; Klebsormidiaceae. The record is from the annotation of a GenBank genome assembly.